This is a messenger RNA of Aspergillus alliaceus, 909 nucleotides long. RefSeq lists its product as uncharacterized. Bases 1 to 909 code for a protein of 302 amino acids. NCBI's taxonomy places the organism in Eukaryota, Fungi, Ascomycota, Eurotiomycetes, Eurotiales, Aspergillaceae. Gene Ontology annotation, molecular function: triacylglycerol lipase activity; acylglycerone-phosphate reductase (NADP+) activity. Gene Ontology annotation, biological process: phosphatidic acid biosynthetic process; triglyceride catabolic process. The transcript has 3 exons. The record is from RefSeq and is a predicted model, not a curated record. Gene Ontology annotation, cellular component: endoplasmic reticulum; lipid droplet.
AUGGCCUCACUACACAAGCGCUCGAUUCUUAUUACUGGCUGCUCUGCCGGUUCGGCUGGUCACGCUCUCGCCCUUGAAUUUGCAAACCAAGGCAUGCGCGUCUUUGCAACUGCUCGGUCAACCAAGUCUCUUUCCCAGCUAGAAGCGAGAGGGAUCGAGGUACUUCCGCUCGACGUGACGAGCGCAGAGAGCAUUGCUACUCUGAAAGCCGAGGUUUCGGAGCGCUCUGGAGGAAAACUGGACAUGUUGUUCAAUAAUGCUGGCAUGAUGUACGAAGCACCAGCGAUCGAAGCCGAUGGCGAGAGCGUCCGUAAAAUGUUCAACGCGAACGUUUUCGGGUUGUUCGACAUGGUAACGGCCUUUGUCCCUCUUCUCUUAGCCUCUGUACCGGAUUCACCAAGCCCGCCUACCAUCAUCAACACGUCUUCGAUCCUUAGCCGUCUGCCAUUUCCCUUCGCUGCCGGUUACAAUGCAUCCAAAGCCGCUGUUGCUUCCUACUCUGACACUCUCCGGAUCGAGUUAGCGCCUCUUGGAAUCAAAGUUGUUACAUUAUUUAUGGGUGAGGUUUCGACUGGCCUAAUGUCAGCCGACAAUAUCUCAUUCGGCCACGACAGCCUCUACAGUGAUAUUGAAGGCAGCGUUCAAGAGAGAAGUAGACGCCAUGUGCAAAGUAGUAUGAAAGCGCAGGAAUUUGCACGCGAAGUUGUCAAUGAAGUCAUCUCAAAGCCCGGAGAGGGCAAGGGUAUGUUCCUGUGGAAGGGCACCAAUGCCUGGUUAGUUUGGUUUCUCAAUGCUGUGGGAUGGAGGACAGUUUUUGAUGGGACAAUGAUGUCAGGGGCAGGCUUGGACCGGAGGGAGUUCAAGAAGGCUAUUUUUGAUAAAGGCCAGCAUUGGGCGAAGCGAAAUUGA